AUCUGUAGAGGAUCCAGAGCAGCCGUAGAGAAGUAUAUGGAGCAGCAGCUUGUUUACCGACCGAUAAACUUUGGAAACGCGUGUAUGUGAAAUACAAGAGCCGGCUGGUUGCUGCCGCAGUAUUGGCCGUGGCCAGUACAACUGGAUGUGUUUCUGGGCCCGAAAAGAUUGUCUCGGUGAUCUUGACGACCAACGAGCUUCGAAUACACGGCAGCUCAGAUGACGCAGGAGAAAGCGAAAGAUGAAUGCUCGCCUCGAAGUCGCAGUUCGAGCGAGGCGUCCAAGUCUAAGGAGAAAAAGGAGAGGCCAUUUCUCACAAAGGUUGUAGUCCGGAGGCUGCCACCGACGAUGACGGAAGAGCAGUUCCUCGAGCAGAUAUCCCCUGUUCCUGAAAGCGAUUAUAUGUACUUCGUCAAAGGAGACUUGAGCCUGGGCCCCCACGCGUUCUCAAGGGCUUACAUCAAUUUCGUCAAUCAGGAUGAGAUAUUCAUCUUCAAGGAGAAGUUCGACGAUUACAUUUUCGUCGAUGAGAAAGGCAAUGAAUAUCCGGCACUAGUCGAGUAUGCACCCUUCCAGAAAAUACCGAAGCGCAGGACUCGCAAGAAAGAUCCAAAGUGUGGAACGAUAGAACAAGACCCGGAGUACAUCAAGUUUCUGGAAAGCCUAGAGCAACCAGAAGAAGUGACGCUACCUUCUAUUGACACCUACAUAGAGGAGAUCGAAGCUAGAGAUAAGGAAAUCAAAGCAAACAAUGGCUGCCUCAAGGUGGUAACUCCUCUAAUUGAAUAUUUGCAGCAGAGGAAACUGGAAAAGCUGGCGGCCCAGAAACUGCGCGAGGAGCGUCGGGAGGAGCGCAAGAGGCGGGAGGUGGAGAAGAAGCGCUUGCGCGAUGAAGAAAAGAGGCGGCGGAAGGUGGACCGUGACCGUGCAACUAAAGAGCCAAGCAUGCAAAGGGAGUCAUCGUCAGCCCAUUAUGAUGAUGAUAUGCCCCAAUUCGACGACGUUGAGCCAGCACCAGCUAAGCCGCAGGUCGUCAAGGUGCUGAGAAACCCUGUUCGAGAGCACGAGCCGCCAUCGGCAACAACUGCAAAGGACUCGGGAACCGGAGUAGUACCGAAAUCGAGCGCAGGCACGGGUGGCAGCCAUUCCAAGGCCCCACCAGUGCGCAGUUCCAUGGGCGGUGGCAGCAAUGCACGCAAGGACUGGGAACGUCCCAAGGUGCCUAGACCGAGCAAGGACUACCAGGGUCCCAAAGAGUACAGCAAGCACAAGAGCGAACAACCUGCUUCCUCCCACAGCAGGCGUGGAUCGACAGGUUCCGACGGGAGAGGCCAGGAAGCGGGCGCCCCGAAAGCAUCAGCAACGACUCCGGCCACAGACGAUGAACGAACCAUUGCUGAAGGCUCUCGGGGUGCCGCACCUUCCACGAGCACUCCUGCCGAGGGCAAGAACGCCAGUUCAGAGAAGGAUCGCGAGCGACCAUCGGCACACGAGGAGUCCUCGCAGUCCCGCACUAAAGACCCUCGAGCAGAGAGGAGGAUACGCAACAAGGAUCGGCCAUCUAUUGAGAUAUACCGGCCUGGGAUGCGAAGGCUAUCGCAAAAGGCCACAUCAGCUCAAGAGGAAUCUCCAUCUGCCGGCACAAAACCAUCAAAAAGCGCCAACAGUAGUAGCAAGCCACCAACUUGAGCUUUAGGCAGUCUAUUUCUACAUAAACAGGAAUCCACAUUUGUUCACAUGUGACUUCUUGCCAUUCCUUGUAAAUAAAUCCAAUUGUGGCGAUGUGCAGUGUACAAGUGUGAAAGUGUGACCAUAUUGUGGGACAUGUACUUAGUUGAUUAGACAUUGACAUUGCAAGAAACAGCUAAUUGGAAAUCAACGAUAUGAUAGUGGGCUUGAAUUUAAUUCCUUUGUUAUAUUUCUUUUUGCCUGAUUCGUAAUUAACAUGAGCAGCAUUUUUGC
This is a messenger RNA of Rhipicephalus sanguineus (brown dog tick), 1962 nucleotides long. RefSeq names its product regulator of nonsense transcripts 3A. Gene Ontology annotation, cellular component: cytoplasm; nucleolus. Bases 220 to 1689 code for a protein of 489 amino acids. The transcript is spliced from 9 exons. Gene Ontology annotation, biological process: positive regulation of translation; nuclear-transcribed mRNA catabolic process, nonsense-mediated decay. NCBI's taxonomy places the organism in Eukaryota, Metazoa, Arthropoda, Arachnida, Ixodida, Ixodidae. Gene Ontology annotation, molecular function: mRNA binding. The record is from RefSeq and is a predicted model, not a curated record.